AUGCGCAAAAAGGAUAUGAGAAGAGAGGAGGGAUGUUGGGCGCAUCAGCCGCAGCUGCAUGGCGCGCAGGUUCACCAUAUCAGUUGGCUCCACGUUAUGGUAUGGACCGACUGGGCAAUACCAAUAGAGGAACAUGAGAACAUGCGUGAGCGAGGUCUACGGGAGUCCAACAAGAAUAUCGCAGAUGAUGGAAGGCUUUCUAGGAACUUCAUAUGUCGCGCGCUUGGCAGAGAAAUGCGGCAUGAUUUGCUGGAUAAGUUGGUUGAUGAUGGAGAGGAGCAUGAAGAUGCCAAACAUUUGGUUUUGAAGACCUUGGAUGAUGUUGGGUGA
Messenger RNA from Blastomyces dermatitidis ER-3, 330 nucleotides. RefSeq lists its product as uncharacterized. NCBI's taxonomy places the organism in Eukaryota, Fungi, Ascomycota, Eurotiomycetes, Onygenales, Ajellomycetaceae. The transcript has 2 exons. The record is from RefSeq and is a predicted model, not a curated record. Bases 1 to 330 code for a protein of 109 amino acids.